AUGUCGCCUUUCUCACAGACCUCCAUCUCCACCGCUUCCGAGUCGAGCUACCCACCAUCACCUCGCUCAAUCCUCGAAGAAUACUUCAUGGAUGUUGAAGAUAUCCAAAACAUUGAUGCAAUUUCGAUCGCAUCUUCUGUCUCAUCCUCAGUCUCAACCACAUCGCAAAAGAUGUUCAACACUUUCAUGUCAGGUCUCUCAUAUCCCAAGAGAAAGCUGUCGCAGCUCUUUGUCCCAGAAGUUGACUUCGACUUUACCUUCCCCAGCCUUGAGGAUGUGUUCCCUUCUUGA
This is a messenger RNA of Aureobasidium melanogenum CBS 110374, 291 nucleotides long. RefSeq lists its product as uncharacterized. The transcript has 2 exons. The record is from RefSeq and is a predicted model, not a curated record. The coding region runs from base 1 to 291 and encodes 96 amino acids. Lineage: Eukaryota; Fungi; Ascomycota; Dothideomycetes; Dothideales; Saccotheciaceae.